Acipenser ruthenus (sterlet) is the source of this 1932-nucleotide messenger RNA. Its product is annotated as protein FAM83F-like. The transcript is spliced from 5 exons. The record is from RefSeq and is a predicted model, not a curated record. Lineage: Eukaryota; Metazoa; Chordata; Actinopteri; Acipenseriformes; Acipenseridae. Bases 144 to 1703 code for a protein of 519 amino acids.
CCCUCUCAAGCUCACCUGUCACACAGGUAAGAGUCAAGGAUUGUUCAAGGAAGUUCUUUUAUUGGUGGUCGAAAAAUAUAUUUAUAUAUUAAUAAAAAAAAUAAUUAAAUUAUAUAAAGUCUGUGGCUCUCCCGCAGCGAGAAAUGGCCGAUUCCCAGCUGCAAUGCGUGGAAGACGAACACGUCAACGAGAAAAUCUCCGAGUCCAACCCGGAGUUUUAUUACAGCGAGGAGCAGCGCAGCGCCGUGGACCAGCUGCUGCAAAACGGAGACGGCGCUUUUCGCCUCGCCGCAAAAACGGGCAAAAUCCGGGAGUUUCUGUCGGCCAAGGAGAGGAAGAAACUUCGCAAAAGCUGGAAGCGACGCGACGCGCAGGACGAGGAAACGCGAGUGGAGCGUGGGACGGCUGCCGGUACCGACACCGAGGUCCAGUCCACGUACUGGCCGCAGCUGUCCGACACCGAGGUCCCGCCGCUGGAUAUCGGCUGGCCGGACGCGGGGGGUUACAAAGGGGUGACCCGGGUGACGAUCCACACUCACCCCCCAAAAGACAAUGGCCCGCAUAUCAGAGAGGUAGCGCGGAGAAUGAUCCAGGAGGCUAAAAAGGUCGUCGCCGUGGUAAUGGAUCAGUUCUCAGACCUGCUCUUGUUCCAGGACCUGCUGGAGGCUGCUUACAAGAAGAAGGUCUCUGUCUACCUUGUUCUGGACAGUGGCGGGCUGCCCCUCUUCAUUGAGAUGUGCCGGAGACUGGAAAUCACAGAGCCGCAGAUUCGGAACAUGCGUGUCCGGUCAGUAGCUGGCACUGGGUUGUCCCUGGCGAUGGGGAAGCUGCCAGGAACUCUGUCCAGUAAAUACAUGCUGGUGGACGGAGAAAAAGUUCUGUCGGGAUCCUACAGUUUCACCUGGACCGCCUCCCGCCUCGACCGGAACCUCAUCUCCGUAAUGACCGGGCACAUCGUCGACGUCUUUGACCGCGAUUUCCGAGAGCUGUACGCCGUCUCGGACGCGGUGAGCCUUCACCGAGAACUGGGGCUCCCGUUACCCCCAAACCCGACCAAACCGCCACCCACGAUCCAGACCAAGCCCACGGUGACGUCUCGCUUCGAAACCAACGACGGGGCUCCCGCCUCGAACCUCCGACCGCCUGCCCACAAAUACCACAACCCCAAAUAUUCCUUGGUGUUCGGAGACGCUUUAGGGCUGUCCAGUUCGAAGCAGGACCUGACCAGCGCCUCUCCGGGCAUCAUGAGACGCUUUUUGCUCAGCGACGCUGCCUCUAGCGUCGUCGCAGCCAACGGGGACAAACAGGAAGCGCCCGCAGCCCCACUUCCUGUUACCCAGAAUGCCGAGGGGACGGGCGGCAGUGGCCCGAAGGCCAACGGAGGGCUGUCCAAGAAGCUGCGCAGCACUUUCAGGGGGAAGAACGCAAAGCCGAAUUCUCCCGCGUCUCCCCAACUCCAACCCCCUCUGGGACCGGAUCGCUUGAACCGCAGCGACCAGAGCUUUGAGUUUGUGGAGAAGGAGAGCCUGGAGGACGGGCUGGGGAAGCUGAUGAGGAAUGAGAAGCGGAAGUCCAAGCUCAGCAAGCUGAGUUUCUCUCUCCCCACUGUACAGACCCUGGAGGGAGACGGUAGUUCGAGCCCCACUUUAAGCAACGGGAAAGAUAGCAGGAGGACGUCAAAAAAGGGAUGCAUAACUUCCUAAAGAGGAGAGAGGGGGAGGGGGGGAGGUGACUGACAGACAGACAGGCAGACAGACAGCCUCUCAUUCCUGCCUUUCCCCUGCCUCUGCAGGGCUGGGUUUCAAUCUGGGGGGCUAGGGGGCUCAGACAGACAGACAGACAGACAGACAGACUGACAGACAAUGCACAAUAUUAGUGGAACCCCACGAGAAAUGAAAAGGCCACACGAGGGACAGUUUACUGAAAGUGUGU